AUGGAUUUCUUAAAGUCUGCAGUCGCUUCUGCGAUAUCAAAGGGUCCUCCGUUUCCCUAUACUUUCGGGGAUCAGGUUGAUAUAGAGCAGUCCAUAUGGAAGUUAUACAACGGCACCAAAAGAGGAGAUGGCUCCGAUUGCAGUAUAUUCUCUUUCGAUGUCACUGCGAAUAGAUCUCGAUUACCUUUAGCCAAAAAUGCUGUUAAGAAGCUUCGAACAUUACGACAUCCUGGAGUAAUCAAAGUGCUGGACACAGUUGAGACCGAUACAUAUAUCUAUAUUGCCACAGAGAGAGUGGUCCCUUUGAGAUGGCACAUCAAGAGAAAGAGCAUGAGCCCGGAGACACUGAAAUGGGGGUUAUUUAGCAUAGCACAAACAAUCAAAUUUAUUAAUGAUGAGGCCUCAUCCGUCCACGGGAUGCUGCGAGUAGGAUCAAUUUAUACCAGUGAAAGUGGAGAAUGGAGAGUUGGAGGAUUUGAAGUAUUAAGCAAUAUGAAUGACACCGAGGCAAUCAUUUACAAUUAUGGCAGUCUUGUACCCGAUUCCAGACAAUAUACCCCUCCAGAAUUGGCAAAUUCUGGCUGGAAUUCCAUCAAGGAACACCCGAUAUACGCGACCGACUCUUAUAAUUAUGGAAUUUUGAUUUUUGAAGUCUUCAAUGGCGAAUUCAUGGGUAGCGAGCAAGCCGGACAGACGAAGAAUAUACCUCCCGCCAUACAGUCAAGUUAUAGACGUUUGGUCAAUAGCAAUCCUAAAGCUCGGCUGAGUGUUGGUCAUUUCCUUGAGCAAGGUCGUCGAAGUGGAGGGUUCUUUGAGACACCUCUAAUCAAGCUUACUGAAGGGGUGGAAAAUCUUGGGAUGAAAACGGAAACUGAACGAGAAGAAUUCUUGAGUGAUCUUGAUGAGCUAUCAAAUGACUUUCCAGAGGACUAUUUCAAGAUGAAGAUUCUCCCCGAACUACUAAAAUCUGUCGAAUUUGGAGGCGGUGGGCCGAAGGUCUUUGGUGUUGUUAUGAAGAUUAGUACGAAGCUUACAGAUGAUGAUUUUGAAGCAAAAGUCACACCUGUUGUUGUCCGACUGUUCAGCAGUCCCGAUAGAGCUAUUCGGGUGUGUCUUCUAGAUAAUCUUCCACUUAUGAUCGAUCGAUUAUCACAAAAGGUGGUCAACGAUAAAAUAUUCCCCCAAAUGGUCACUGGUUUUACGGAUCUUGCACCAGUAGUACGAGAGCAGACAGUCAAAGCAGUUUUGACAAUUAUUGGGAAACUAUCAGAUCGGACAAUCAAUGGAGAACUUUUGAAAUAUCUGGCAAAAACUUCAAAUGAUGAGCAACCUGGAAUACGAACGAACACGACAAUCUGUUUGGGCAAAAUAGCCAAGAAUCUAGGACUCAGCACGAGAUCGAAAGUCUUGAUAGCCGCCUUCACACGGUCACUUCGCGAUCCAUUUGUACAUGCUAGAAAUGCAGCUUUGCUAGCAUUAUCUGUUACAACCGACUCCUUUAACGAUGAUGAUUGCGCUAACCGUAUAUUACCGGCAUUGUGUCCUUGUCUAAUUGACAAGGAAAAGCUCAUUCGAGAUCAGACAAAUAAGACAAUGGAUGUUUACCUGCAGCGCAUUCGCAAGUCUGCUGCCGCAAUGCCUGAUACUAUUCUACCACCGCCAACCACAGGUGAAGUUACCUCAUCAUCUGCACCCCGAAUGAGUACGCCACAACCUAGUGAUGCAGGUCCAUCAUGGACAGGUUGGGCUAUUUCUUCAUUUACCAAUAAAGUAGCUGCAGCUUCUGGUGAAAUUCAACCAACAAGUGCUGUUGUAACACCAGCUAUUACACCAGAUACACGUUCUAUCCCGCCACGACAAGAAAAUGAGCCUCGCCGUUCAACCCAAUCUGCAUCUGCCUUACAUCGCCAAGUCGUGACUUCACCAGCUGUUGCCUCAACGAAUACAUCAUCUGCUGGGCACUCUUAUUUUGAAGAUACAAACGCAGGAGAAGACGAUAUAGAAGCAUGGGGUGACAUGAAAGAAGACACCUUCUUCGACGCACCCAGCGAAUCCACCCCGACAAUUACCACCACCACAUCCAUCCCGAAUAUUACCACCAGCACGUCCUCAACCGCAACUCCUUUUGACGAUAAUGGUGAACCAGAUUUCGCAGGCUGGUUGGCGGCCCAACAAAAGAAACCAGGACCACAGAAAUCGCUUCCAAAAGGCCUGGCAAAACCAGCGGCAAAAACUAACGGGAGACCUAUUUCUUCAGGAAGAACUACCACGGCUAGUUCCUUAGGAGCAAAUAAAACUACUCCUGCUGCAGCGACAAAACCGGUUGUGACUAAGAAAAUUGAUGCAGCGACAAAACCGAUUGUGACUAAGAAAAUUGUCACAGCGCCAAAAGCUAUAGAUGAGGAUGCUGACUGGGGGGAUGGAUGGUAG
Molecule: messenger RNA, 2430 nt
Organism: Sclerotinia borealis F-4128
Lineage: Eukaryota; Fungi; Ascomycota; Leotiomycetes; Helotiales; Sclerotiniaceae
Source: the annotation of a GenBank genome assembly